This is a messenger RNA of Cryptococcus wingfieldii CBS 7118, 960 nucleotides long. RefSeq lists its product as hypothetical. Lineage: Eukaryota; Fungi; Basidiomycota; Tremellomycetes; Tremellales; Cryptococcaceae. The record is from RefSeq and is a predicted model, not a curated record. Gene Ontology annotation, biological process: phosphatidic acid biosynthetic process. Gene Ontology annotation, cellular component: endoplasmic reticulum membrane. Bases 1 to 960 code for a protein of 319 amino acids. Gene Ontology annotation, molecular function: ATP-dependent diacylglycerol kinase activity. The transcript is spliced from 4 exons.
AUGGCAUCUGUCGCCAACGGCAGGCAGCGAAAGAACCCAAACAGAGCCGCCAGACCCUCGAAACCCCCAUCAAUAGAUUCCUUAUCCCAUCUGUCCACCAUCCCCGAUGCCGACGCGCCCGCUUCGCCCAUCUCAGAAGAGUCCUUCCCUCCCCCCGCCCUGUCGACGCAAACGGGCACCGGCGACAAGCCUAUAGUCACCCGGAGGCGAAGGAGUAGUAGUGUGAAGCGGAAACCUAGCCCUGGGGUGACGCCUACGAAGGUUGUGGAUUGGGAGAUACCGCGAAAGACGUUCCAUUCUUCUAUAGGCUUCGUCACUCUUUUCCUGUGGUAUCUUGACCCCCCCUCUGUCGGCCCCCUCGUCAAAGUCCUUACAGCACUCCUCGUCGGCGUCUCCAUCACCGACUUUUUGCGUCUUCGAUACCCCGCCUUUGCAGAAGUAUGGGAGAUGGUCGCUGGCUUCUUGAUGCGCGAGAGCGAGAGAGAUAAGGUCAACGGGGUCGUGUGGUACUUGAUCGGUGUCAUAUGGGUGUUGGUGCUGUACCCUCGAGAUGUCGCCGUGGUCGCGAUCUUGACUCUCUCAUGGUCCGACACCACCGCCUCCACCAUAGGCCGUCUCUGGGGUCGCUACACCCCUCCCCUCCCAGCCCAUUUCCCCGGUAUCCGUCUCCUCCCCUUCGCUCCCCGCAAAUCUCUUGCCGGCUUCCUCGCUGCUUCCGUCACGGGCUUCUUGAUCGGCACUGUCUUUUGGUGGAAUGGGAGCGGGGGGAAGUGGACGGUGUUGGAUGUGGAAGACUUUGGGCAUGGGUAUUGGGGGUUGUGGGUGACUGGGCUUGUUGUGGGCGUUGGGGGAGCUGUUGUUGAGGCGCUUGAUGUUGGGGUUGAUGAUAACCUUACCCUCCCCAUCCUCUCUGGCGCACUCGUUUGGGGCUGGCUCUCGAUCACCAACUACCUCCUGUAA